ACAGCUAACAGUACGGUGAGAUCCGAAUAAUGGGCUUAGUAAGGUGCGUUCCGAGAGUGUUUGUGCUUGCGUGGAACGACCGCUCGGCUGCAUACAUCAACGAUUAGUCCAACAUCAUGGUAUACGGCGGGAAGCCGAGUACCGGCUGUCAAAACUGCCGGAAACGACGCAUCAAGUGUGAUGAAACUCGUCCUCACUGCAAAGCAUGUGUUCGGACGGGCCGGUCCUGUCCAGGCUACCCUCAUCCUCUUGAUGUUGUGUUACGGGACCAGGUAGCAUUCCAUCGCAAGAAGCGAGAUACGCCCAGUAGUACAAUCUCAACUCCUACGGUGGGGUCGGAGUCAACUCAGCCGUCACCAACUCCGAUCACCUUAACCGAUGCUUUUUCCGACGGCAGCUCUAAUGCAGGUACGCCGUUUGGUGCCCUACUGCGUAGCCCGCCGGCGGUCCCGAGAGGCCUGUUUUUAUCUACGGAGGAUACCGUGACCUCGAUGUUUUUUAACUCAUUCAUCUAUUCGCCUCGAGAUCCGUUGAUUCUGCAGGGGUUCAUGGAUAUCCUGCCGGAUGUUUUCUUUUAUACGCAGCCCGAAUCUCCCCUUCACCUCGGCACUUUGGCUGUGUCGUUUUUUUCCGUGGCUGCCUGGACGGGUAAUCGGGCGUUCCUUCAGUCGGCAGAGCAGCUGUUCGUCAAGACUCUGGCCAAGACCAGGAAGGCGUUGCAGGGAGAUAUCAGUCAGAAUGUGGAUGAUAUACUAAUGGCUAUCCUUCUACUUUCGACCUAUGAGGAGUUUUGCGCGUUGAAAGAAGGUCGCCAGCCAGCGAGAACCCAUCUGCGCGGCGCCGUUGCUCUGGUAAAUAGCAAGAGCCCGGCCCAGCGGUCGUCGAUCCUGUCGCUGACAUUGGAGACCUCCGUUCAAGUCCAACUGGUCAAAUCAUCCAAAGGACUCGCCUAUCCCACCAUGCCAGCGCCGAGUGCAUGGCCGGUGUCUCCGGAAGCGCCUCAGGCGGCGACAUCCCAGCUUUGGAUGUUCACAUCGGAGCUCGCCAGUCUCCGACAAGCCUGGGAUCAGUUCAACUACGAAGGUGCACACGAUAUUAAAGAGAUCCAUGAUCUUCUAGCAUGGGCAUACCGCCUCGACGCAUCUCUGGAAGCCUGGACCUACGCCCUCCCGGCACACUGGAAGCCCGUUCCGGCCACCUGCAUCCCCCAAUCCGUUCGACAGGCCGGCAUGUACAAGAACCGAUGCGACUGCUACACUGACAUGUGGGUGGCAGGCACAUGGAACUUCUAUCGGGAUUCCCGGAUUGUGGUGCAAAACAUCAUUCGCUGCUGUCUGGCGCUGCUGCCGGGUGGUGCACCGGAGCAGAUCCAGGCGACCAUCGAUAUGACGUACAAGCUGGCUCUGGAUAUCUGCGGCACGGUGCCGUACAUUCUUGGGAGUCAGACGAUGUCGGUGCAUGUGGGUCAGGAGAAGAUCGAGUAUCCCGAGGCGGAUGGACGGCGGGGGACACUGGCCCAUCACCAGACUGCCGGGCUGAUCGGGGGGUGGGUGGUGUCGUCUCACAUGUCCAACAUACAGCUAUUCUGUGGGAACGAGGAGUUGAAUGCAUGGAUCGCUGAGCAAAAGGAGCGGGUGCUGCGGAUAUAUACAUUUGGGAGGCAGCCUGCAUAGUGCAUUGCCGUAUAUGAAUCUAAUGUUAAUACUAAAUAAACUCAGG
This is a messenger RNA of Aspergillus sclerotioniger CBS 115572, 1719 nucleotides long. RefSeq names its product Zn(II)2Cys6 transcription factor domain-containing protein. The record is from RefSeq and is a predicted model, not a curated record. Gene Ontology annotation, molecular function: DNA-binding transcription factor activity, RNA polymerase II-specific; zinc ion binding. The transcript is spliced from 4 exons. Lineage: Eukaryota; Fungi; Ascomycota; Eurotiomycetes; Eurotiales; Aspergillaceae. The coding region runs from base 117 to 1673 and encodes 518 amino acids. Gene Ontology annotation, biological process: regulation of DNA-templated transcription.